CCGAGUGAUUUGACCCUCCCGGCGUGCCGUACACGAGUAGCUUCCUGUGUUAUGAAAACAUGCUGGAUUUCUACGAUAAUUGAAUUUAUUCCUUGACGUAUGGUUUGUAGCCAAACCACAAAGCAUACAUAGUAACAUUACGUAAAAAUAAAUAAAAAUGGAGACCGAAAAUCGGGUGCUAAAGAGAUCGUAUGAAGAUGAAGGAAAGUCAGGCUCAGAAGGAUCAGAGGAUGAUGAUUAUGUCCCAUAUGUUCCAGUCAAAAUACGGAAACAACAAAUGCUCCAGAAGAUGUUACGUCUGCGUGGGAAGGCUGUGGAUGAGGAGCAGAAGGAUAGCGGAGAGGAACAACGGGAUGAGGAGGAAGGCCUUGGUCCACGCUCCAAUAUUAGUCUCCUCGACCAACAUCAACAUCUCAAAGAGAAAGCAGAAGCUCGUAAGGAGUCUGCCAAAGAGAAACAGCUGAAAGAGGAAGAGAAGAUCCUGGAAAGUGUGGCUGAGGGCAGAGCCCUGAUGUCUGUAAAGGAAAUGGCCAAAGGUAUCAUAUAUGAUGACCCAAUUAAAACAAGCUGGAAGGCACCGCGAUACAUCCUAAAUAUGCCAGAGACAAGACACGAACGCGCCAGAAAGAAAUUCCACAUCCUAGUGGAUGGAGAAGGCAUCCCUCCCCCGAUCAAAAGCUUCAGGGAGAUGAAGUUUCCUCCAGCAAUUCUCAAAGGUUUAAAAAAGAAGGGGAUUAUCCAUCCAACCCCAAUUCAGAUUCAAGGAAUCCCCACACGAGAGUUGGCGAGGCAGACUCACGGCAUCAUAGAGUAUUACUGCAAGAUGCUGGAAGAGGAAGGAGCGCCACAGCUGCGCACAGCUCUGUGCAUCGGAGGAAUGUCUGUCAAAGAGCAGAUGGAGGUGGUGAAGCAUGGCGUCCACAUGAUGGUGGCCACCCCAGGAAGAUUGAUGGAUCUGCUCCAAAAGAAGAUGGUCAGUCUUGACAUAUGCCGCUACCUGGCCUUGGAUGAAGCCGACAGAAUGAUCGACAUGGGAUUCGAGGAAGACAUCAGGACAAUUUUUUCUUAUUUUAAGGGACAAAGGCAGACCCUACUUUUCAGUGCUACCAUGCCCAAGAAGAUCCAGAACUUUGCCAAGAGCGCUCUGGUCAAACCAAUCACCAUUAAUGUGGGCCGAGCCGGAGCUGCCAGCUUGGAUGUUAUCCAGGAAGUAGAGUAUGUAAAAGAAGAGGCCAAGAUGGUGUACCUGCUGGAGUGUCUUCAGAAAACACCGCCUCCUGUGUUGAUAUUUGCUGAGAAAAAGGCAGACGUAGAUGCCAUCCAUGAAUAUUUGUUACUGAAGGGAGUGGAAGCGGUCGCCAUUCAUGGAGGAAAAGAUCAGGAAGAAAGAACUAAAGCCAUAGAAGCAUUUAAAGAAGGAAAGAAAGACGUCCUGGUCGCCACAGAUGUUGCCUCCAAGGGUCUGGACUUUCCAGCCAUUCAGCAUGUUGUGAACUAUGACAUGCCAGAGGAGAUAGAAAACUAUGUCCACAGAAUAGGAAGAACUGGACGAUCGGGGAAGACUGGUAUCGCUACGACGUUCAUCAAUAAGGGCUGUGAUGAGUCUGUGUUAAUGGAUCUGAAAGCUCUGCUGGUUGAAGCCAAGCAGAAGGUUCCUCCGGUCCUCCAGGUGCUCCAGACGGGCGAUGAAACCAUGCUGGACAUCGGAGGUGAGAGGGGCUGCACGUUCUGCGGCGGUCUCGGCCAUCGUAUUACCGACUGUCCCAAGCUGGAGGCCAUGCAGACCAAGCAGGUCACCAACAUCGGUCGCAAAGACUACCUGGCUCAUAGCUCCAUGGACUUUUAAAUGCAUUUUUCACCAGAAUACAAAGUUGUUCUGCUUGGGGUGAAAAUAAUUCUGUGGAAACGCCUCGGUUACAUGUAAUGUCACUGAGUUGGGGAAGUUUAUUUUAUCAUUUUGUACAGGUCUGUUGGACAAAAAAGGAUUCCUUCUUUGUACCCUUUUCUCUUCGUUACUCAUUGUCAUAUUAGUAAAACACACCGAGGAACGUCAGAACUGUAA
Molecule: messenger RNA, 2062 nt
Organism: Cyprinodon variegatus (sheepshead minnow)
Lineage: Eukaryota; Metazoa; Chordata; Actinopteri; Cyprinodontiformes; Cyprinodontidae
Gene: ddx41
Product: DEAD-box helicase 41
Exons: 16
Coding region: 158-1846 (562 amino acids)
Biological process (GO): mRNA splicing, via spliceosome
Cellular component (GO): spliceosomal complex
Molecular function (GO): ATP binding; RNA helicase activity; RNA binding
Source: RefSeq, a predicted model, not a curated record